Gossypium raimondii (Peruvian cotton) is the source of this 1085-nucleotide messenger RNA. RefSeq names its product protein FANTASTIC FOUR 3. The record is from RefSeq and is a predicted model, not a curated record. Bases 1 to 780 code for a protein of 259 amino acids. The transcript has 2 exons. NCBI's taxonomy places the organism in Eukaryota, Viridiplantae, Streptophyta, Magnoliopsida, Malvales, Malvaceae.
AUGUUAGCCCUUAAGAAGACCCUCGCCCCCCCCCCUCCCAAUCUCUCGGGUGAACCGACCCGGAUCCAUGCAACAGGAAACACGUUUUCUGCUCAGAGGACAAGCGCGUCACUCGGAUCCAAAUUGGUCAUCAGAACCUACAAGCCUCCGCCGCCGCCACCGUUGCCACCUCCGUCAUUGAAAAUGAAAGACCCUGGUGGGAUAGGAUUUAUAGAUGAUAUAGGUGGUGGGGUUGACGGGCUUAUGUCUUGUACAGAGAGUAUAGGGUUGGAGAGUUGUGAAGAGAGAAGGAUUCUUGUUGAUGAUGAUGAUGAUGAUAAUGAUCAUCAUUAUCAUCAACAGAUGGUGGAGUUUUGUGAAAGAGAAAGGGAUAGAUGGAGAAAGAAAAGAAGUAAUGGAAAAAUGAGAAUAGAAAGGAAUUAUAGUAAGUUGUUUCCACCACCACUUUCUUCAUUGAAUGAAAAUGGGCAGCCAUGUUUUUACCUAAAACCGGUGAGAAAAGAUGGGAGACUGGAGUUAACUGAGGUUAAAAUACAGAGACCUGAUAUUUUACAUGCUGUCAGGGAAAAUGGUCGGUUGAGAUUGCAUCUGUUUAGAAGUCAUAAUGAUCAAGAUAUUUCCUCUAAAAUCAAUGAAGAAAAAGAAGAGAAAGUUGAAGAAUCAUGGAAACAUAGAGUGACUGAAGAUGGUUUGAAGAGAUGUCAAGAGCAGGUUAUGAACCAUCAUCAAGAUCAUCAUCAUAAUCAUGGAUGGAGGCAGCCAUGUGUGACAACAAGAUGAAUAAUCAAAGACAUGGAGGAUUAUUAUAUAACCAAAAGUUUAAUUUGAAAAACAAAAAAAAAAUUGAAGUUAUAUGUUUUAUAGGAUGAUCAAGGCAGAAGGAAAAUUGCAGGUGAAAUAUGGUUAAUCUCCAUUCUCCACUUGUUAGUAUAAAUAAUUUUUUCUUUUUAAAAAAAAGGAGAAAAUGAUUUGAAGACUAUUUUGCCAAUUUCAGUUACUAAACUAUUUGACUUUUUAUUUUCUUUAAAAGUCACUUAUGGAACUUUACCUUUAAUUUCUUUUAAUAAAAUGUGCGUACUUACAUA